Molecule: messenger RNA, 1743 nt
Organism: Schizophyllum commune H4-8
Lineage: Eukaryota; Fungi; Basidiomycota; Agaricomycetes; Agaricales; Schizophyllaceae
Product: TIP49-domain-containing protein
Exons: 6
Coding region: 157-1557 (466 amino acids)
Biological process (GO): box C/D snoRNP assembly; regulation of transcription by RNA polymerase II; chromatin remodeling
Cellular component (GO): R2TP complex; NuA4 histone acetyltransferase complex; Swr1 complex
Molecular function (GO): ATP hydrolysis activity; ATP binding; DNA helicase activity
Source: RefSeq, a predicted model, not a curated record
UUCUCACUGUACCACCAUCUGCGCGCCGCCUUCGGUCCCCAAAAGACGUGUCCCGUACCGGGAGACGCAUACUCACGAAGGGACUGAUAAGCCACGGUUCUACGAUUCUACAACCCCAAGGCUGACGCGUCCUUCCCAAUCCCUAAGUAGUACACUAUGGCCUCUGCAUCUGGCUCAAACGCCCCAGUACCCCCAGCUACUGGUCGCUCCUCUCGCAUUGCUCCCCAUUCCCACAUCAAGGGCCUUGGUCUCAAUGCCGAAGGCUACAGCCAGACCGAUAGCUCAGGCUUCGUCGGCCAAACGCGCGCGCGCGAGGCGUGCGGCGUCAUCGUAGACCUGAUCAAGUCGCGCAAGUUCUCUGGGCGCGCUCUGUUGCUCGUUGGUGCGCCGGGGACAGGAAAGACGGCGCUCGCGUUGGCUGUGUCGCACGAACUGGGCGCGAAGGUGCCAUUCUGCCCGAUGGUGGGGUCCGAGGUGUACAGCACGGAGGUGAAGAAAACAGAAGUGCUCGCAGAGGUGUUUCGGAGGGCAAUAGGAUUGAGGAUCAAGGAGACGAAGGAGGUGUAUGAAGGAGAAGUGACCGAGCUGACGCCGACGGAGAGCGAGAACCCGCUGAGUGGCUACGGGAAGACGGUCUCGCACGUCACCGUCGGUCUCAAGACGGUGAAGGGCACGAAGCAGUUGCGACUCGAUCCUAGCAUCUACGAAGCGAUCCUGAAGGAGAAGAUUGUUGUGGGGGACGUCAUUUACAUUGAGGCAAACACUGGCGCGGUCAAGCGUGUGGGCCGCUCGGACGCUUACGCGUCUUCAUACGAUCUCGAGUCAGAGACGUAUGUCCCUCUCCCAAAGGGUGACGUGCACAAAAAGAAGGAGCUGGUGCAGGAUGUGACGCUAGGCGACUUGGACGCGGCGAAUGCACGCCCGCAGGGUGGGCAGGACAUCAUGAGUGUGAUGGGCAGCCUGGUGAAGAGCGGCAGGACAGAGGUGACGGAGAAGUUGAGGAAGGAGGUCAACAAGGUGGUGAAGGGGUACGUGGAUCAGGGCGUGGCGGAGGUGAUACCGGGCGUGGUGUUCAUUGAUGAGGUCCACAUGCUUGAUAUUGAGUGCUUCACCUUCCUCAACGCGUUGCUGGAGGACUCGAUGGCGCCGACGGUCAUCCUUGCCACAAAUCGGGGUAACUCCACCGUCAGAGGAACGGACGACAUCGUAUCACCUCAUGGCAUCCCGGUGGACCUUUUGGACAGAUGUAUGAUCGUGCGCACGGAGCAGUACACCAUUCCUCAAAUCAUGAGAGUCAUCGAGCUACGUGCUACCGUCGAAGGCUUGAAACUCGGCGAAAAGGUCACGGAGAAGCUGGCGACCUCAGGCGAACAGGCCUCAUUGAGAUAUGCGCUCCAACUGCUGACACCGGCGUCCAUCUUGGCGAAGCUCGCUGGGCGCGAUACCAUCGAGCUGGACGACAUUGGCGAGAUGGGCGAACUCUUCCUCGACGCAAAAACGAGUGCCGGCCUCAUCUCCUCCUCAGGGAGACAGAGCGCCGAUGUGACCAUGGGUUGAUUGACGGAUAGUACCUAUCUUGGGACGCGUAUAUUGUACUUUGGCUUGUACACCAGAAUCCAUUGCCCCCGUUUGGCCGGGUACCUGUACAUCUGUGCAUGCGUGGACUGUGCGGCGACGUAAAUAUACAUGAAAAUGAGAAAACUUCCGCACCAAUACGGGUUUUGUGCCCUGUGGUGGUUACGU